Molecule: messenger RNA, 825 nt
Organism: Penicillium lagena
Lineage: Eukaryota; Fungi; Ascomycota; Eurotiomycetes; Eurotiales; Aspergillaceae
Product: Frag1/DRAM/Sfk1 family protein
Exons: 3
Coding region: 1-825 (274 amino acids)
Cellular component (GO): plasma membrane
Source: RefSeq, a predicted model, not a curated record
AUGCUUGCCACCUGGGCUAGGGAAGGCGAGCCGCAUUACAGCUUUGAGUCGAAAGGACAGACGAUUGCGUAUGCACUUCUCUCACUCACCUAUUUGAAGAGACUCCAUCAAGCUAACGGAACUAUUAGAUACAUCUCGGAUAUAGGGGCGUCGGGACUAAAGCCGCUGUUCAUCGCUGGUAGCGCGGUCACCGUGGUGUUUCUAGAUCUGUCAUUCCUGGCGGAACGAUGGCUUCGACAUUCAGGCCAGCUGGUUCCGAACAAGGGUCUCUUCGAUAAGACUUGCGCGAUUCUUUCCAUCUUCUUUGCCAUUGCUGGCGCGUUGGGUCUGAUUCUGCUAUCGAUAUUUGAUACCAAGAACCACCAUCAUCUGCAUGAUGGCUUCCUGGUUAUGUUCAUUGGCGGAUACCUCAUCAGCGCCGUCUUGAUUUGCGCCGAGUACCUGCGGCUAGGCAUCUUCUACCGCUCGCAGCACAAGAUCCUGAUGGCAAGUUUCGUGGUCAAGGCUGCCUUUGUGAUUAUCGAGCUUGCUCUCGCUAUCGCGUUUGGGCUAUGCAUGCGCAGCAGCAACCAGGCGAGGAAGAACCCGGCCGCGGUCCUCGAAUGGGUGAUUGCCUUCGUCUUCACCGGCUACAUUCUCUCCUUCGUUCUCGACCUGCUCCCCUCCGUUCGCACCCGCAGGCAUCUACCGCAGGGUGAAAAGCGUUUGGAAAUGGCGCACGAGGGCCCCAACGCACCCCACAAUGGCAUGGCUAUUGAAGAGCCGCUGACUACGAACUCGACGGGCCCGAACCCGACCAAUGCCUACCGGGGCGCCCACUUUUAG